AUGGUUGAUGCAGCCAUAUCUUUUGCAAAGGACUUUCUGGCCGGCGGAGUCGCCGCUGCUAUCUCUAAAACAGCUGUUGCACCAAUAGAGAGAGUGAAACUGCUGCUUCAGGUCCAACAUGCCAGCAAACAAAUCAGUGCAGAUAAACAGUACAAGGGAAUUGUGGACUGUAUCGUGAGGAUUCCCAAAGAGCAAGGCUUUGCUUCAUUCUGGCGAGGCAACCUAGCCAACGUUAUCCGUUACUUCCCCACGCAGGCUCUCAACUUUGCUUUUAAGGACAAGUACAAACAGGUAUUCCUGGGAGGCGUGGACAAACACACUCAGUUCUGGCGUUACUUUGCUGGCAACUUGGCGUCAGGUGGUGCAGCCGGAGCGACCUCUCUAUGCUUCGUUUAUCCUCUCGACUUUGCCCGGACCAGGCUCGCUGCUGACGUGGGCAAGGCAGGAUCUACUAGAGAGUUCAGUGGGCUCGCCGACUGCUUGGGCAAAAUCUUCCGUUCAGAUGGCCUGCGGGGUCUGUAUCAAGGUUUCAGUGUGUCUGUGCAGGGAAUCAUCAUCUACAGGGCUGCGUACUUUGGUAUUUAUGACACAGCAAAAGGCAUGCUUCCUGAUCCCAAGAACACCCAUAUUGUGGUCAGCUGGAUGAUAGCACAGUCUGUGACAGCAGUGGCCGGUGUGAUCUCAUAUCCCUUCGACACGGUGAGACGUCGCAUGAUGAUGCAGUCCGGACGGAAAGGAGCGGAUAUUAUGUACACUGGAACCCUUGACUGUUGGAGGAAGAUUGCACGUGAUGAAGGGGGCAAGGCGUUCUUCAAAGGGGCUUGGUCCAACGUACUCAGAGGCAUGGGGGGCGCAUUUGUGUUAGUGCUCUAUGAUGAAUUCAAGAAAUUUGUUUAA
This is a messenger RNA of Chanos chanos (milkfish), 897 nucleotides long. RefSeq names its product solute carrier family 25 member 6 (gene slc25a6). The record is from RefSeq and is a predicted model, not a curated record. Bases 1 to 897 code for a protein of 298 amino acids. The transcript has 4 exons. NCBI's taxonomy places the organism in Eukaryota, Metazoa, Chordata, Actinopteri, Gonorynchiformes, Chanidae. Gene Ontology annotation, biological process: mitochondrial ADP transmembrane transport; negative regulation of mitochondrial outer membrane permeabilization involved in apoptotic signaling pathway; mitochondrial ATP transmembrane transport. Gene Ontology annotation, cellular component: mitochondrial inner membrane. Gene Ontology annotation, molecular function: ATP:ADP antiporter activity.